Molecule: messenger RNA, 4095 nt
Organism: Drepanopeziza brunnea f. sp. 'multigermtubi' MB_m1
Lineage: Eukaryota; Fungi; Ascomycota; Leotiomycetes; Helotiales; Drepanopezizaceae
Source: RefSeq, a predicted model, not a curated record
AUGACAUUACAUGUUCGCAAUCUUCCCCGGCUAAUAUCAUCACAGCCUGAGUACAUCCUCAAUCCAAUUACGGCCCUCGAGUUCUACCGUGCAGAAUCAGCCUCUCUCUUCAUCUUAGCUGGCGAAGGCUCUAUUUUGAAGAUAUUCGACGCAGAAACAUCAAAGCUACUAUGUCUGUGUGAGGUCUUCGAUGGCCAGGCGAUCCAUGGAAUUACUGCAGCUGCAAACCGCUCUGAUAAGCUACAGGUUGCCAUCUGGGGAGGAUCGUCCCUGACCUUGCUUGACAAGGACAGCUUCGAUCAGCUACUCGCGCAAGAGGUAAGCAGCAUCGUAUCCUCAGCUACCCCGGUGGCAGAUUGGAUUCUCGAUAUUGCUAUUUCCCCAGACGGGGAAGGCUGUGUCCUGAUCACUGCUCACAAUACAGUCCUCCUCGCCAGACCCUGUCCAAAGGAGACGGGAUAUGCAGUAGAAACACUCGCCUCGCCUUCCAGGUCCAUCUUGUAUUCUGCAGAUAUAAUUUGGGAGUCUCCUUCUCGCAUUUUAGUAGCUGCUGGUACGGUUUUUGGUGAGAUUAUUGUCUGGCAAUGCUCCACGUCUGGGAGAAGUCAGGUGCUGUUCACUUUCUUGGGCCAUGAAGGAUCGAUCUUCGGCCUCGAUAUUUCUGAUCGUGUUACCCAGAGCAGUGGGACCGUCGGCCGACUGUUAGCAAGUUGUAGCGAUGAUCGCACCAUCCGCGUCUGGAACCUAGCUACAACUACUUUGAUUUCGGACUCGGUUGCAAGCAGAGCCUUGCCGAUACGAGAGACUGGGUUCGGAGAGGACAGCAGCUCUAGUACAUCUCAAGCGAGCGAUAGAUGUAUUGCUACCGUCAUGGGUCACGCCUCCAGGAUAUGGCACGUCAAAUUUCUCUUGGAAACAGAUACCUCUGGUACCUUUGCUACAAGCGUCCUUUCGUUUGGUGAGGAUUCAACAACACAGAGGUGGUCUUUAAAUCUAGGAGGAAGUCUUGACGUCCACGUUCAAGGAGCAAAAGCCAUGAUGAGAGCAAAACCAUUAAGCACAACCGCUUAUACCGAUGGAGCUACCAAGCUCAGCCAACUUGAUACAUUUGCAUUCCACAGCGGUAAAAGCAUCUGGUCCACGGCGCUCUGUUAUCCCAGAGGAUCAGAAGUCUUGCUGGUAACUGGUGGUGCUGAUGGCAAAAUCUCGAAAUACAAUUUGAGUACGAAAGAUACAAAUUCGUGCCAUGAUAUUCUGUCAUCCAAAAUUGUAGGCGAGGAACGACAGAUUGGAUCCGAUAUGUGCAGCAUAGACAGCUCAUGUUCCAUCGACGAUGUACUGCCGGCAAACGAACCAACUCUGCCAGUGGUAGAAUGUGCAUUUACGGGUGUUCAACCGCCCCCAAUGCCAACCGGGGAUAGAUCUAGAGAAACAAAUUCAUCAGAGAGCAAAACUACCAAGCUUAAGAAGGCGAAGAAAGCUGUGAAGGAUGGUUUUAAUCGGUAUGCUUUCGUCUCCGAUAAACAGGUGCUUGCCACCACCAAUUUUGGGCGAGUUCUCCUAGGAAAUAUAGAGUCAAACAUUGCCUGGAGCGAGUUCAUUCUUCCCGAUUCAGUCUCACAGGAUCUCAGAUCGUAUACCGUGGUCAAGGGGAUCCCAGAACUUGGUUUGGUAUGCCUGGCUUGUGCUAACGGCAAGAUAUAUGCGUAUCGCCAAAGCCCGAGGCUCCAAUUCGUCGCAGAUGUUGAGGGAAAGGUUGCCGACAUGUUCAAGGUCUUCAACUCCGCGACUGGUUCGUUUGAGUUGCUCGUUACGACUUUAACAGGUCAUGCUGCUACACUAUUUUCUGUCGAGAAAUCUGACACCACGCUGCAAUUGUCCCCCAAGGCUUCUUGCAUCUUGCCAGAAAAGUUCAUUGUUACAAGUGCAGGAAGAAGUAACGGGUUCUUGAUCCUGGGUGCUAGAUCUGGAUUGCUGGCUCUCUACAGUACACAUAGUUCCGAGGAAGCCGUCAAUGUCUGGAGCCCCUAUAAUUCAUCAACCGCAGAUGCCAUUACCACCGUCCUUCAUUUGCCAUCGUCUGCUCUGGCCGGGAAUCCGGCCAGCCACUUCUUGACAACAGAUCGCACUGGAUCUUACUCGAUUUUCUCCUGUAUUCCUGGCUCCGCUGAAGAUGGUCCAAAAGCAACGGUGCGUUGCGUGCAUACCGGGAUUCUGCCAUUUGGACCAUUGAUCGAAGCAGCAUGGUUUCAAGGCGGCGACCUGUUUUUCUGCGGAUUCAAGAGUAAGAGCUUCAUCGUCUGGAAUGAGAGUAAACAAUACGAAAUCUCAAAUGUGGAUUGCGGCGGUGCGCAUCGUAGCUAUGCCUAUACCCCGGUGGGCCCUGUAGCUGGUGGCCACUUUGUCUAUACGAAAGCUUCCAAGCUUUGUUUCCGUUCCCAACCAAACCCAUCGCACACCAUUACAAAACCAGGUGGCCAUGGCAGGGAAAUCAAAGCCAGCGCUGUGUCUUCAGAUGGGAGACUGGUCGCUACUGGUGCAGAAGAUACUGCGAUUCGGAUAUGGCGCUAUGACGGGCGCUCUUCGCGUCUGGAUGCGAGACUUGACUGUAAGGCAAUUGUUCAAGGACACACGACUGGAAUUCAGCAUCUUCAAUGGCAUGGGUCAAAUUAUCUAUUCAGCAGCGGGGGUGCUGAAGAGUUCUUCGUUUGGGCAGUUCAGUCAAUCCCAGACUUUGGUAUCGGUGUCGUCCGCGAGGCCGAAUGUCCCGACAAGAGUGUGGACCAGGAUUUGAGGAUCAUGAGUUUUGAUGUUUCCGGACUGCCACAGUCCUGGAGUUGCUGUUCCGAUAAUUCUCUACUGAUUAGCCUAGCAUACUCUGAUUCAACGAUCAGAACUUAUGUAUACUCCCAGAGAGCCGGUUUUGAGUUGCUUGGACUAGGGAGAUAUAAGUCGACAUGCUUAACGCAAAUCCGACACCUACAGAUUAUCGAUAAUCGACUAUGUUUCCUGACCGCCGCAACAGACGGCAAUCUUACAUUAUGGAAGAGCGAAGUUGAAACUCGGUGUAGCGAAAGCUCUAGUCCGAAGCCUGUAAGGCAUGCUAUCGUUUCAAGCCGCAAGGUCCAUCAAAACUCCGUCAAGUCCCUCGACCUCGUCGUCAAGCCCAAGGAGAUCAUAAUCGCUUCCGGCGGCGAUGAUAAUGCGUUGGGCGUCUCCAUUUACCCAAUCCACGCCCUUGGAGACGUUACGGUACGCCCGAGCAUCUUUCUGCUGAAAUCUGCUCAAGCGGCCGCUAUUACUGGCAUCUCGAUUUUAUCUCACAAGUGUGACUUGUCUAACGCGGGGUCAUUCAGAGUUAUGUCCUCCGGUAACGAUCAAAGAGUCAAACAGUGGGAUAUACAACUCAACCGAGCAGAGCGGUCAAACAAAUCUACCGAAUAUGAGCUGCAGAUUUCCAAGACGGGCGAUGUGUUUACAUCCGUUGCUGAUGUGGGGGACUUGUCGGUCCUGCGUAAUGAUGGAUCCGGAAGGAGAAGAGUACUGGUCGUAGGCAACGGGAUUGAGAUUUGUCCCAAAAAUAGUUCGCCACCGUUAUCGAACGAGUAUUGUAUACAGCUAAGGGCGAAGCUUGGCCUUGAUCUUCUAAGCACUGGUUCUCUCCCAGAGCCGAUCGAUUCAAGGCGAAUCCUCUGGGGGAGGGGGUGCGAAUAUGGGGCCAACGCCUCCCACCGUCGCGAUGUCUAUACGGUACUACGUAUGUGCUUGUUUCUGGCGCCGACUGAAAGCGAGUGUACGACCAGAUAUCGGAAUCAUCUCAGGCCUUUAUUUUUAUUCCCCUCGACACUGAUAAGUACCGUAAGUACCGGUAUGCAGAAAGCUCUGAUUGUUCGUAUGUUUCGAGGGCCAGACCACCGCGCACCAACAGUUUUGGCUUCAUAUCACUCGUGCGGCCAGCUCACCGUAUCUGUCCCCAUGUCGAAAAAUCGACCCGAUUAUAGUUGUACGUACGUAGUAGUUGUCAAGUCAAAUUUACAGUACGCAGAGCCAACCUUUCAGAGCGUUGCAAUCUCUGUCCCUAGCCUAAAAGAUUGA